Molecule: messenger RNA, 1959 nt
Organism: Closterium sp. NIES-67
Lineage: Eukaryota; Viridiplantae; Streptophyta; Zygnematophyceae; Desmidiales; Closteriaceae
Source: the annotation of a GenBank genome assembly
GUCCAAACCACUAUCUGGAUUUUAGUUGACGGCAUUUUGGGCAAGCUGGCUUUCCACGGAGCUCGUGCAUUGUGCAGCGGCAGCGUUAGAACGGCUUUAGUCUCUAUAUCGCGAGCGCUUCCUGCUUGCGCUAGCCGUUCGGCUGCCGCUGGUGUUUGUCCUGCUAGCUCAGCCGCUGAUCUUCGCCCUCUACGAGUCAUGGCGCAGGCGUGUGUCCCGAGCUUGGGCAUGUCCAUGUCAGCCAAUCACGUGACGACUCCCCGGCAGCACAUCGCGGCAUCCCCCGUGCGAUCGCAGCAGCAUCAGCUGCUCUUCCCGCUCUCGUCGCUCCGCGUGCUGCGCGCAGGGGGCGCCGCGCAGCUGCCGCGCCACGCGUCGGUGUCCGCGAAGCAGCAGGGCAGGCGGGGGAAGCGCGCGGCUGUCUGCGCGCUCACAGCGGAGGUCGGCGAGGCCACUAUUUCCCGCGACGACGUGGUGCGCGAGAACGACCCGACCAACAACGUGCCGGACACCAUCUUCUCGAAGAUCGGCGCGCGGCUUCACACGCGCGCGGACCACCCGCUGAGCAUCAUCCGGUCGGAGAUCCACCAGUACUUCGACUCCGCGUACGCCAACGCCUUCCUCAAGUUCGACCACCUCGCGCCCGUCGUCGCCACCUCCUCUAACUUUGACGACCUGUUGAUCCCAGCGGACCACGUGAGCCGCAGCUACAACGACACGUACUACAUCGACGGCACCACGGUGCUGCGCACGCACACCAGCGCGCACCAGGCGCAGCUGCUGCGCGACGGCCACACGCACUUCCUCGUCACCGGGGACGUGUACCGCCGCGACGCCAUCGACGCCACGCACUACCCCGUCUUCCACCAGAUGGAGGGCUUUCGAGUGUUCAGCCCCGAGGAGCUGGCAGCAGCGGGGGGAGACCCCACGGAGUACGUGGCGCUGCAGCUCAAGCAGGCGCUCGAAGGGCUCGCCAGACACCUCUUUGGCGAUGUGGAGAUGCGAUGGGUGGACACGUACUUCCCCUUCACCAACCCCUCCUUUGAGCUCGAGAUCUUCUUCCAGGGCCAGUGGUUGGAGGUGCUGGGGUGCGGGGUGACGGAGCAGCAGAUUCUGGACAACUGCGGGCUGGCAGGCAGCAAGGCGUGGGCGUUCGGGCUGGGGCUGGAGCGUCUCGCCAUGGUGCUCUUUGACAUCCCGGACAUCCGCCUCUUCUGGUCCAACGACGACCGCUUCCUCACUCAGUUCAAGGACGGAAAGCUGGGCAUCAAGUUCAAGCCAUUCUCCAAGUACCCGCCCUGCUACAAGGACAUGAGCUUCUGGCUGAGCGACUCGUUCACAGAGAACAACCUGUGCGAGGUCGUCAGAGGGCUGGCAGGGGACCUGGCGGAGGAGGUGCGUCUGAUAGACAACUUCACGAACAAGAAGGGCAUGACGAGCCACUGCUACCGCAUCACGUACCGCUCCAUGGAGCGCUCGCUGACCGACGAGGAGAUCAACGAGAUCCAGGCCAAGGUACGAGAGGCGGCAGCGGAGAAGCUCAAGGUCACUCUCCGCUAAGCACUUGAGCAGCAUGCAGCAGCGUGCAUAUGGGCCUUGCAUUGAGCAACAGGGGUUUUAUUACAAGGGGUACUACUGUGUCUGGGUAACAGCAGGGGUUUCAUACGUAAGCCCUCAGUCAAUGCGAUUGCCACUGAGUUCCACCACAGCUUCCCUGCGGUGCUAGAGGGUUGCUAGUAGACCUAAGACCAGGCCAAUAUGUGCUCUGCAGGAGGUUUUGUGUCACGCCCUGUAUUCACUCUAUGCUUGUACUGUAGCCUGUAGUUGACCUGCUUAGAGAAUCAAAACCACUGAUACAAUAAUGUGGGUGUUCUGCCAAAAGCUUGAGAUGAGAGGCAAGGUGGAAACCUAUAACAAAUACUAGUUGGUUGUACUCACUAGAAGCAUACCUCAGUCUAG